CUGACCCGGAAUCGGAUUCUAGUCCCGCCCCCUCCGCCAGGCUUCCUUCUGCAACAGGCGUGGGUCACGCUCUCGCUCGCUCUCUUUCUGCCGCCAUCUUGGUUCCGCGUUCCCCGCACACCCUUCGCAGAGUUUUUAAGAAUAUUUGACUCUGGGUUGGGCAGCAGAACGGAUCCCAGUCAAUUCAGGCCUCCUUUUUAUUCCCUUCAGAAAUGCCUGGUGAAGCCACAGAAACCGUCCCUGCUACAGAGCAGGAGUUGCCACAGCCCCAGGCUGAGACAGGGUCUGGAACAGAAUCUGACAGUGAUGAAUCAGUACCAGAGCUUGAGGAACAGGAUUCCACACAGGCAACCACACAACAAGCCCAGCUGGCAGCAGCCGCUGAAAUUGACGAAGAACCAGUCAGUAAAGCAAAACAGAGCCGGAGUGAAAAGAAGGCACGGAAGGCUAUGUCCAAACUGGGUCUUCGACAGGUUACAGGAGUUACAAGAGUCACUAUCAGGAAAUCUAAGAAUAUUCUCUUUGUCAUCACAAAACCAGAUGUCUACAAGAGCCCAGCUUCAGAUACCUACAUAGUUUUUGGGGAAGCCAAGAUUGAGGAUUUAUCUCAGCAAGCACAGCUGGCAGCUGCUGAGAAAUUCAAAGUUCAAGGUGAAGCUGUCUCAAACAUUCAAGAAAACACACAGACUCCAACUGUACAAGAGGAGAGUGAAGAGGAAGAGGUUGAUGAAACCGGUGUAGAGGUUAAGGACAUAGAAUUGGUCAUGUCACAAGCAAAUGUGUCAAGAGCAAAGGCAGUCAGAGCCCUGAAGAACAACAGCAAUGAUAUUGUAAAUGCUAUUAUGGUAAGUGUUAAAGCCUUUAUUCCUUGACUUCUUCAGCCCUGACCAGUUCGGGGUGACUUUAUUUUCUAUACUUAAGAUCAACCAGUUUAGGAAGCUUCAUUCCAAAGCCUAUUCUGAAUUACCUCAUAUUUAGGGACCUGAAUUCCAGUUUGCCUUUAACUACUUCUAAUGAUCUCUUUUCUUACAGGAAUUAACAAUGUAACCAUCUGAAAACGAGGACCUUUUUUUGGUGUUUCAAAA
Molecule: messenger RNA, 1085 nt
Organism: Mustela lutreola (European mink)
Lineage: Eukaryota; Metazoa; Chordata; Mammalia; Carnivora; Mustelidae
Gene: NACA
Product: nascent polypeptide associated complex subunit alpha
Exons: 7
Coding region: 213-872 (219 amino acids)
Biological process (GO): protein targeting to membrane
Cellular component (GO): nascent polypeptide-associated complex; cytoplasm
Source: RefSeq, a predicted model, not a curated record